GGAAGUACAGCAUUCCACGUACAAGCUGGCAGCACAGAAGCUCAUGUCCCCGGUGGUGAAGAUACUGUGCUCUCGUUUACAUCCCUCACUGCCUCACCUGAGGCUGCUGGGAACUUCUGCCUCCAGGAUGGGGAUGACCAAGCAGUCUAACCCUGUCUCUGGGACUCUGAUCUUUGAGGAUUCCAGCGCGUUCAAAGUGAAGAGUUGGCCUGAGCUGAUCCGAGCUCUGGGAGUCUUUCGCCUGUGCUCCUUCCCACUGCUGGUCAACAACUGUGGGAAGCUGAUGUCGAUAUCGCGCACCCUCCUGGGGAGGAGGGGGUUCGCCCUGCUGAUGCGACCUACAGUGUACUCUCAGUUUGUUGCAGGAGAGAGCGAGAGUGAGAUUUCACAGUCCAUGGAGAAGAUGAGCCGGCUGGGGUUGAGGCCCAUGCUGGCAGUACCGAUUGAAGAGGAUCUGGGAGAGAGCACCGGGGAGAAGCGAUAUGACGACAACAUGGAGGCCAUGUUGGAAUGUGUGCGAAUGUCCCACAGCAAUGCGUGGAGCAAAGACCCGAUGAUGCAGCUGAAGGUCACGGCGCUGCUCAGCCCGGAGCUCUGCGUGAAGCUCACAACGCUGAUGGCACAGCAACCGUACGAGCUGGAUCUGCUGGUCAGCGCGAUGAACAGAGAGCCAAUCAGCUUCCCUGGUUUGGACAAAGGAGAGGCUGCCCACUUCCUCUGUGGCCUGCAGAGACUCAACAAAAUAGCAGAGGCUAGUGUCAACAAAGUGCGAGUCCUGGUUGAUGCAGAGUACACAUACAUGAACCCCGCCCUCUCCAUAGUUGCCAUGGCAUUGAUGAAGAAGUUUAACAAAGACGGUGCUUGGAUCUGGAACACGUAUCAGUGCUACCUGAAGGAGUCCAGGUCUCUGCUCUUAGAGGCGCUGCGUCUGUCCCGCUCCGAGGGAUUCUGUCUGGGAGUCAAACUGGUCAGAGGAGCCUACAUGGACAAAGAGAGGAAGCUGGCAGAGAAGGAGGGACGUGAGGAUCCCAUCCAUAUGUGCUGGGAGGACACUAACAACAGUUACAAUGGCUCGCUCAACGUAAUGCUGGAUGCCAUCUCACAGAACCCUGAUCGCUACCGGAUCAUAUUCGCCACACACAACGAGGAGUCAGUGAGGCAAGCCGCGAUGCGGAUGGAAGAAUUGGGGAUAGACAAAGACGGCGGCUCCGUGUGCUUUGGGCAGCUGCUGGGAAUGUGUGAUCACGUCUCCCUCACACUUGCUAAGGAGGGUUACACUGUGUACAAGUCAGUGCCUUACGGCUCGGUGGACGACACGGUGCCCUAUCUGGUGCGCCGGGCUCAGGAGAACCGCACUGUAUUGCAGGGGAUCCGCAAAGAGAGAGACCUCCUGAAGCAGGAGUUUCGCCAGCGAAUAAAGCGGAAGCUGAGAGGAGGCAGCUAACAAGCUUCCAACUCAGAAGAAAUCAAAUCUGCCUGAGCACCAUUACUCCUUCAGAUUUACAGGUUUAAACCACAGUCACACAAGAACUCUGCAGGUGGUGCCAAGGGCCAAACGUACCAAACGCAUACAUGUUUCUGGAUCUCGGGCUGAAAGUUCAGCUCAUAUAGAAGUCAAAUAUUU
Molecule: messenger RNA, 1624 nt
Organism: Thalassophryne amazonica
Lineage: Eukaryota; Metazoa; Chordata; Actinopteri; Batrachoidiformes; Batrachoididae
Gene: prodh2
Product: proline dehydrogenase 2
Exons: 10
Coding region: 44-1444 (466 amino acids)
Cellular component (GO): mitochondrion
Molecular function (GO): FAD binding; proline dehydrogenase activity
Source: RefSeq, a predicted model, not a curated record